CCAGGCCCUAUUUCCCUUGUCGCUGUUCUUAAAGGUCUCCUCGCUUUUCUCCCAGCUUUCAUUUCUCGCAUCUUUCUUUUAAACUUGGCUCUGUAACUAUAUUUUUAUCCAAGCUCCUGUAAAACCUCGCUCCUCCUUUUCUCACUUCUUCUCCACACACUGUACGAAAUUGCAUAGUCUUUCAACUCACACAUAAUCUCCACGCGCAACCGCCGUAUUUCUUUUUCAGGCCCAGCUCGCGCAAUAUCCAUACCAUUCCUUCCCCCUUUUCCGUGUAUUUUCUGGUGCGCGGACUGGCUGACAUACUGACGGGUUCGAGAUUUCAGCAUCAUUUUUGAACACUUUGUGGAGAAGUGGUUUUUGAUUCAUCUCCAAAAUUAGGCUCUGGCUCUAUAUUUUUCUCACACGCGCGCUCAGAUAUCGCCAAAUAUCUUGGCCGUUUCCGCCUUGUGUCUCUUUUCCAUCACCUCGCUUUUUCCAGCUUUUUUCUCGCCACAAUGGAUAUGUCCUCGGUCAACACUGAGCAGCUCGCAUACAUUGCCACACGGACGUUCAGCAAGCUCUGGAUGUUCCGGGGCGCUAAGGAGUCGCUGCAGACAUUCCACACGUUCUGCUCGGAGCUGCUGCGCUCGACGCAGAUUGCGGUGCCCAUUGUGGUGCUGACGCUGCUGUAUGUGCACAAGUUCAAGCAGCGCUACCCGGUGCUGAUUUGCGGGCCAGGCAGCGAGUACCGGGUGUUUGUGGUGGCCCUGAUGCUGGCCAGCAAGUACCUUGAGGACAACACGUUCACGACGCAGACAUGGUCCGAGGUGUCGAACCUGCCGGCCAAGGAGCUGACGAUCAUGCAGCGCGAGUUCCUGGUCGCGCUGGAGCACCGGCUGCACGUGCCGGAGACCGAGUACAACGCCUGGAUCACCCAGCUCCAGACCAUCGUGUUUGCCGCGCCCAACAUGACUCAGUACCGCAUGGCCAUUUCGCCGCCGGUCCAGCACAAGCCGCUUGUGAUUCCGGCAAUCUCGACGCCCUCGUACCCGUCAACUGGCCUGUACUCGCCCACAGGCGACAUGCAGGUCGUGCCGUCGCCCACAUCGGCCUGCAGCGCCAGCAGCACAGCGCUUAUCCACGAAAUGCCGUGCCAGCUGCCGUCGCCGCCGCCCGCCAAGCGCAUGCGCAUGUCAGUGCCCGCGGCUGCAAACGGCUACCGCAUCGCUGUCAGUGCGCCGCGCUCGGUGGCUGUGCCCGCUGCUGUCAGCAAUGUGGGCGUGAUGCCUCACGGCGAUUUCACAUUCAGCGUCCCGGCACAGAUGGCGGGCCAGACUGUGAUGGCUUCCCAAAACAUGCUGUUCAGUCAAGGUGCCCAGAGCCACGCUGUUGCUCACAAUGGCCGGCCCAUCAGGAUCGGCAAUGUUGGUCUUGAGCCCAAGGCGUUUGUCAACAACGGGUUCAUGCAGCAGCAGACGAUCCGCGCCCAGCAGGCUGCUGCCGCCGCCGCUGCAUUCGCCGCGCAGUACAACCCAAUGUACUACGGCGUGCCUGGCUUUGGCUAUGGCAUGGCCCCAGCUACUGCCGCCGCUCCCACCGCCUUCCCCAUCUACAACUAGAGCGGGUGGCCCGGGCAGCAGAGGCAACAAAAACUACCCCCUAACGAAACUGUAACAUUAUUUCUCUUCCCGUUGUGUAUACACUC
Linderina pennispora is the source of this 1687-nucleotide messenger RNA. RefSeq lists its product as uncharacterized. The transcript has a single exon. Gene Ontology annotation, molecular function: protein kinase binding; cyclin-dependent protein serine/threonine kinase regulator activity. Gene Ontology annotation, biological process: regulation of cyclin-dependent protein serine/threonine kinase activity. Gene Ontology annotation, cellular component: cyclin-dependent protein kinase holoenzyme complex; nucleus. NCBI's taxonomy places the organism in Eukaryota, Fungi, Kickxellomycota, Kickxellomycetes, Kickxellales, Kickxellaceae. Bases 498 to 1601 code for a protein of 367 amino acids. The record is from RefSeq and is a predicted model, not a curated record.